Messenger RNA from Epinephelus lanceolatus (giant grouper), 2806 nucleotides. RefSeq names its product mitochondrial elongation factor 1 (gene mief1). Gene Ontology annotation, cellular component: mitochondrial outer membrane. The record is from RefSeq and is a predicted model, not a curated record. NCBI's taxonomy places the organism in Eukaryota, Metazoa, Chordata, Actinopteri, Perciformes, Serranidae. Gene Ontology annotation, biological process: positive regulation of mitochondrial fission; mitochondrion organization.
ACGGUACCUGAAGACAAGGAGGACGCGCUGAAGAGGGGCCAGUUCUUCCUCAACAGCCGACUGGGUGGGCUUAUGUAGGGGGAAGGGGUCACAGGUCAUCUGGAGGUGGAUUAAAGGUCGUCUGGAGGUGUAUCUCCCAGUGGCAGGAUGGCGGGGGUGAAUGGAGACCGUAAAGGGAAGAAAGAUGACAAUGGGAUCGGCACAGCCAUUGACUUCAUGCUUUCCAAUGCCAAGCUGGUGCUGGGAGUGGGAGGAGCAGCCAUGCUCGGCAUUGCAACGCUUGCUGUCAAAAGAAUGUAUGACCGGGCCAUAAGUGCUCCCACCAGCCCCACCGGUAUGGAGCCGACAGGAAAGAGAAGCUGGGAGGAGCCAGCCUGGAUGGGUUCGUCACCACGGGUGCUGAACCACGACAUGAAGUCCACAGUUAGCAGGUCUCUGCAGUCUCUGCCCACUUCCUCACAUGCUUUUGAACCAGACUGUCUGCGGAGGGCUCUGGGUCGAGCUGCGGUGGGAGGCAGCGGUGCCACUCAGUCAGACCUGCAGCGGGCCCGGAUGCGUCUGUCGCUGCAGGAACAUCUGUGGGAGUUCUACCAAAAUAACGUGAACAUCCCCUCGGAGGAGCAGGCUCUGGCUCGGAGAGCAGCGCUGGACAUCUGUGCCGAACUCAGAGUGUUCCUUCACGCCAAACUGCCCGACAUGCCGCUCAGAGAGAUGUACCUGAGUGGCAGUCUGUAUGAUGACCUGCAGGUGGUGACAGCGGACCACGCCCAGCUCAUGGUGCCUCUGAUCUUGGAGAAGAACCUGUGGUCGUCCGUCCCUGGGGAGGACACCAUCAUGAACGUCCCAGGUUUCUGGCUCGUCCGCAGGGAGAACUUGGAGUAUUUCCCACGGAACAGCAGCUACUGGGACCGCUGCAUGGUCGGAGGUUACCUCUCUCCUAAAUCAGUCCUUGAAGUGUUUGACAAGCUUGUGGCGGGCUCGAUCAACUGGCCGGCUAUAGGGAGCGUCCUCGACUACAUCAUUCGUCCUGUCGUUCCCUCAGAAACACUGACCCUGGAGGUGCAGUACGAGACGGACCGGAAACUGUACGUGGACUUCUUACCGUUACUUGUGAUGGAAGACGGAACCUCACUGAUCGCCAAACCACAUCGACUAGCUGCAGAGCGCCAUGAAAACCUGUGGCGGCAGAGCUUCCGCGUGGCUGAGACGGCACGACUCAGGGCCCUGGACCAGGAGGACGGAGGCUGCCGAUGCGCCUGCCUGAAGCUGGCGAAAGCCGUGUGCAAGCUCAACCCUGCCCUUAACCGGCUCAACGCCAGCCAGCUCACCAACGCCAUCUUGUUGCUGUGCGAAAAAGAAGGCGACUGGACCCAAGAAGCGCUGGCUGACCGCUUCCUUCAACUGCUACGAGCGCUGGUGGGACACCUAGAGGCCGGGAGGCUGCCGUGCGCCCUCAGCCCUAAAGUUAACUUAUUCUGUGAGCUGACUGCACAGGAAGUAGACGAGCUGGGGUAUACACUCUACUGUGCCCUCUCAGAUCCCGAGGGGCUGCUGAGAACUGCUGUGGCACAGCCGCCCAACCCCUGACAACCUCGAAUACAAACGUCACUACACGGCAACAUGGCAUUGAAACAUCAAACACUGUUGUGCUGGCAGUGGUGACCUCGAGCCGUAAUGAGGUCCCUGAGGGGGAAAAAACAACUGCAUGGAUUCAUCCUCUCUCCUGAAACACUCGGUCUCUUCUGUCUUAACCGCCAUCAGUGAGAAAACAGGAUACACACAGUAGCAGUUAUCUGUUGAGUCUUGACAUGAAAGCUGUAUGUGGUGUGAUACUAUUUUAAUCUCAUAAGAAAGUGAAGGCCCGUUUGAAUCCACGGCUCUCACUAAAGCCACUGUAUUAAUGAAGUUAAAAGGCGUCAUGCUGCUACGGCUCUAAUACAUCGGGAUUAAGUCUAAACAGACGGGAAAUACAUGACGUCUGAGAUACAGUUUGUACAUCUGCAUCAUAAUGAGCUCUUUUUAACUGGUUGGAGAGUUUCAGGAGGACAUGCCAUUAAAUGUUGUCCACUCUGUUUUGAGAUAGGUCCAACUCACUGUGUCAAAGAGUAGUGUAAUGUUGAUCUUGUGUAAGCUAAUGAAUUGUCAGUCAGCCUAAAGAGACGCACUAACUGUCUUUUCUCUCCGUUUGGUAUCAGAUAUAAUCUUAAAGGUCCAGCGCGUAGGAUUUAGUGGCAUCUAGUGGUGAGGUUGCAGAACUGAAACUUAUCCCUAGUGCCAAGCCUGUCGGAGAGAGCUAGUGUAGAACAACAUGGCGGACUUGUAUGUAGAUAUAAACCAACAAUCCUUAUUUAGCGAUGAAUAUUAAAUACCAUUUCUGCCAAUAGAUGCCCCUAAAUCCUACAAACUGGUCCUUUAAACGCUGCUGGUGUGAAGUCAGGGUUUUUGUCAGAACUUCAUUAAUACAGUGGCUGCGUUUAAGAUGUAUGCUUUCCAUAUCUGCAGGGAUCUGCAUAAAACGAACAUUAGGCUGUGAUUGGAAUGUGUGCAGCUUGCAUGUGUUACCUAAUCUAGAAAUCAAACAGGUGAAUAUACACUGAGUUAUAUGUCGAUGUCUAUUUGUAAUACUUCAAACUCACCAUUCAACUAUGAAUCAGAAGUAAAGUUGAAUCCACAAAUGGAAUAUGCUUGAGUUAAUGGAAAUGUGAAGUUUUCUGGUUUGUCGCUGAUCAUGAAAUUUGAACAAUGUUUCCAUGUGACUGUGUCUAAUACAGAGCUGCUCUUUGUUCGUUACGACAAGGAGGUCUCU